AUGUCUUCUGUUAAUCUUGUUAAUCUGAACGGAAAACGACGUCGCAUCGAAGGUGCCGCUUCUACGCUCUCGAAGCCGUUCAAGUCACCUCUCCGCAAGCCAGUGCAGGGCACUGUGGACAAGGAAAAGGCAUUCAACAAUUCUUCCAUCAAGACCGAGGCUGGAGGCCCAGAACCGCAAGAUGUCGAUGGCAAAGAUGCACAGGAACAUCUUAUGCCGCGGACUUCCAUCUCAUCUAAACCAACUUCUCUUACAUGCUCAUCUCCCGCCUCGCCAGUUCCAAGUUUGCAAAAUCGAAAACGAAAACCUGGUACAAAUCAGAUAACUCCGUCGAAGAAGAGCAUAUUAGCAGAUCCUGUCAUCUCAGAGCUUCAGAAGGAAGAAAGAGCCCUACAAUCCAGACUGUCUGCUCUCCGCUCUGAACUCGAUACAGUGCAGCAAGCUCUUCGAAUUGAAUCAUCGUCGAAAGAUGCCGAGCUCGAAGCUCUGAUCCUCAAAUGGAAGACUGUAAGCCAGGAAGCUGCGGAAGAGGUUUUCGAAGGAGCUCGAGAGCGGGUCUCUCGGAUGGGGGGUAUGAAGGCUUGGAGAGAGCGGAUGCAGAGCGACAGCGCCAGGUGGGAACAGGAGGAAAUGAACUCGUGGUAUGGCAAUGCCAAAGCGGAGGGAAUUGAGAUUGACGAAGAGGAACUGGAGCAGCGGAAAGCUGAGCUCCUUGAUGAAGUUGAGAUGCCUCGGAAGGAACAGGAGGUGGGUACUGGGAGGGAGACAGCUGAAGAUGAGGAAUUUACAAUGGAAAUUAUGCUGAAGACGCUGAAUAUCGACCUGAAGAUGAUCGGAUAUGAUAAGUCGACUCAACGAUGGAUUAAAUGA
This is a messenger RNA of Aspergillus fischeri NRRL 181, 870 nucleotides long. RefSeq names its product putative DNA repair protein Dds20/Mei5. Lineage: Eukaryota; Fungi; Ascomycota; Eurotiomycetes; Eurotiales; Aspergillaceae. Gene Ontology annotation, biological process: DNA recombination. The record is from RefSeq and is a predicted model, not a curated record. The transcript has 2 exons. The coding region runs from base 1 to 870 and encodes 289 amino acids.